Molecule: messenger RNA, 1225 nt
Organism: Myiozetetes cayanensis
Lineage: Eukaryota; Metazoa; Chordata; Aves; Passeriformes; Tyrannidae
Gene: GLOD5
Product: glyoxalase domain containing 5
Exons: 3
Coding region: 42-491 (149 amino acids)
Source: RefSeq, a predicted model, not a curated record
AGUGCCUGGAUGCUCCCAGCUUUCAUGUUCUCUGGUUUUCCAUGGCAGCUCCCGGCCUCGAGAACAUGUCCUGGAAGGAGCAGGAGUGUGUGAGUCCCCCCUCAUGUUUCAUCCAGCACCUGGACCACCUUGUGCUGACUGUGAAGAGCAUCGAGGACACUGUGGCCUUUUAUUCCAAAGUGCUGGGCAUGGAGGUGGUGACUUUCAAGGGAAAUCGCAAAGCUCUACGUUUUGGCAACCAGAAGUUCAAUCUGCACGAGGUUGGGAAGGAGUUUGAACCCAAGGCUCGGUGCCCAGUCCCUGGCUCUGCAGAUAUCUGCCUUGUCACACAGGUGCCCCUGGAGCAGCUGCUGGAUCAUCUGAAGGCCUGUGGGGUGGUUGUUGAAGAAGGUCCCGUGGCCAGGACUGGUGCUGUGGGUCCAAUAACAUCCAUCUACUUCCGAGACCCCGAUGAGAACCUGAUCGAGGUUUCCAGGUACUGCAGUCAGUGAGGGGGAACUGUGACCUCAGCCCAGCCUCUGCCUGGGUCCCAGCAGGAGACAGGAGGCAGGGCCCAGCCUUUGGAUGACCAGCUCCAAUCUUCUCCUUCAUAAACCUAGAACAAGUCUCCAGUCCCAGCCAUAAAAGUAGGGCUGCAUGGACAUCGAGAGUUUUCCCAAGGCAGAGUUUUCCUGCUCGGCUUCCACUCCUGGGAGCGAGUCCUGCUUUUAUACAUCACCAUCAGUGGAGCUUUCAUGGCCUUCUGGGAAGAUCUGUCCUUCUGCUGCUCAUGUUAGGGCAUUUUUCCUAAGGUCUGGCAGCUGAAUCCCCUCAUUCCUACACCAUGAGCACAAAAGAACCUGCCAUUCCUCUUCUCUUCAUGGUCACUUUGACAUGGGUGGAGGUUUCUGCCUCCCUUCCUCUCAUCUCCUGCCCCUCUUGUCUCAGGCCAGUGGUUUAAAUCCAGCUGUGAGUGUCCAAACACCUUUUUGUCUGGGAAUUGGGAACUUGGCCUCAGUGUCUGACACUCAAACACUCCUGGAAAUGAAGCUCCAUCCUCCUACUCAGCUCUGCAUCAAGAGCCACAGGAUUCCUGACUCCAGGGAUGGGGAAAAGCAGAGGUGAGGUGGGGGUCUAAAGUCCUGGAUUUAUGCAGGGAUGAGGAGGAUGAUCCACUCUGACUCUGACUGAUGGCACUUGUGGGACUGCCCUAAGUUUUCUACUUCCUUUGGUCGUUAAAAAAAAA